This is a messenger RNA of Eurypyga helias (sunbittern), 1021 nucleotides long. RefSeq names its product thioredoxin 2 (gene TXN2). The annotation marks the transcript as partial. Gene Ontology annotation, biological process: cell redox homeostasis. Lineage: Eukaryota; Metazoa; Chordata; Aves; Eurypygiformes; Eurypygidae. The record is from RefSeq and is a predicted model, not a curated record. Gene Ontology annotation, cellular component: mitochondrion. Gene Ontology annotation, molecular function: protein-disulfide reductase activity. The transcript is spliced from 3 exons.
AGCCCCCUAGCACCGCGUGCCCCCCUGGCACCCCACAGCAGAGCCUUUGGCACUUCAGCAGUCUGCAGGAGCACCUUCAACGUGCAGGAUGGCAGCGACUUCCAGGACCGGGUGGUGAACAACCCCAAACCUGUCGUGGUGGACUUCCACGCGCAGUGGUGUGGCCCCUGCAAGAUCCUGGGCCCCAGGUUAGAGAAGAUGGUGGCGAAGCAGGAGGGGAAGGUGCUGAUGGCCAAAGUGGACAUUGACGAUCACACAGACCUUGCUAUUGAGUACGAGGUGUCAGCAGUACCAACCGUGCUGGCUAUGAAGAACGGAGACGUGGUGGAUAAGUUUGUGGGGAUAAAGGACGAGGAUCAGCUGGAGGCAUUCCUCAAGAAACUCAUUGGAGCCUGAAGCAAGAGGGUGGCUCUACCUCUGUCUCUGGACACUUCCACGUUGUGCAUUCCUGGGAGAGCCAAGGGGCAUGUGAGCUGCCUGACUUUGUACAACCUGGGGUUUUCUUCUGGUUUGGGGUCUUUAGGAAACGGACAGUGUUGUAACCCUUUCCCUCCCACUCCCCUUUCUCUCGAGCAGCAGCAGUUGUAAAGGGUGCCAAGGAGUGGGGCUGCUUAUUCUCAAAACGGGGAAUGCGGCUGGAAUUAGGAGCCUGUGUUUAUCAGCAAAGAGCUGACGUGCGGAGCUGCUGCUGUGUAAGAGGAGGAACGUUUUUCCCUUUGCCUAGCAUCUGAUAGCCCAGAGCAGAGGGCAGCUGCUCCCUGCAAGAUGUGGGUACAUACCUGCCCUGGGUGGGUUUGUUUAAAGCUGAGAAUGCCUCUGCCUUGUCUGUGGAACCUGCCUCUUUGUCCCUUUGUCCUUGUGUCACUGGGACAGGUAUAAUUCCUCCACUAAUCCAUGGGCUCCCGUCAUAAUUUUAUAAGAGAAAAUAGAGAUAAGUAUUUUAUGGAUCUCCUUUUGUAGGUCUGUAAUAAAGAGAACUUUAUCGGUCGCUGCUCUCUUGCUGGAGAAUAAAACUCGAUUC